GAGUGGUCGAGGAAUCCCCAAUAGUUACUGUACCCUAGUAGACACUGUCUUAUCUUCUUCUGGAUAGUGGCUAUAGAUAGCCAGAGCCAAAUAAAAAUUGCAGCUCUCACUUCAAAACUCAGCACGGACCCAUCAACUCAACAAUGACUACAUGUAGCAGCACAUCAUACUCCCUCAUGUUCACGUACGCCGCCUCUUCGGUACACCCCCAAGACUUGACGCCCUCGCUUUCUCUCCUUUCUUUCAAGCCCAAGACCACUUCUUUAUCCUGUUACAGCAAGCCUCUGGUGUUGAGCUGUAGAGGGGAGAGGAAGGCGAGCCAAUGGAUUGAUUUUGGUGCGUUGAAAGAAAUUAAAAAUGGGGCUUUUAAUGGCCACAUGGUUGUUGUGGCCGCUGUAGCUGCCGAGGCUGAGGUGGCCACCGAUGACUUGGAGGGGACUGAAGGAGGUGGUGCUGAUGUGGCUACUGCUACUGCUACUACAACUCCAACGAAGCCUAAGAAGGGCAAGGCUGUGUUGCCUCUCAAGAGAGACAGGUUAAAUGGAUUUGUCAGGUAUGUUUCCUUAACAUCAAUGGGCUCUUCCAAGUGUCAGACAAGGUCUAAAAGGUUCUUGGAAAUUCAAAAAUUGAGAGAAAUAAAAAAAGAGUAUGACUUGAAGACAGCAAUAUCUUUAAUCAAGCAAAUGUCAAGUACUAAGUUUACAGAAACAGCCGAAGCCCACUUUCGCCUCAAUAUCGACCCCAAAUAUAAUGAUCAACAGCUGAGAGCAACAGUGAAUUUGCCAAAGGGAACUGGACAAACUGUUAAAGUGGCUGUUCUUACUCAAGGUGAAAAGGUCGACGAGGCAAAAAAUGCUGGAGCAGACUUGGUUGGUGGUGAAGACUUGAUUGAACAAAUAAAAGGAGGAUUCAUGGAGUUUGACAAGUUAAUUGCUUCUCCCGAUAUGAUGGUUAAGGUUGCCAGCCUAGGAAAGAUUCUUGGACCGCGGGGACUCAUGCCAAAUCCAAAAGCUGGUACUGUUUCAGCUAAUAUACCUCAGGCUAUAGAAGAAUUCAAGAAAGGGAAAGUUGAAUAUAGAGCAGAUAAAACUGGGAUAGUUCACAUACCUUUUGGAAAACUCGAUUUUUCAGAAGAAGACCUCCUUAUUAACUUCCUGGCUGCCGUUAAAUCAAUUGAAACAAACAAGCCGAAAGGCGCAAAGGGAGUAUACUGGAAAAGUGCCCAUAUUUGUUCAUCAAUGGGACCUUCCAUUCGGUUAAACAUAAAGGAGAUGCUUGAUUACAAGCCUCCGUCAAAUGCUUGAAGGAUGAAACUGACAAUUGUAUAUGAUGUGUUCAACUGUUUGAUCAGUGUCUACGGUAUCACUGCCAGUGCUCAUGAUGAUUGGUAAAAUGAUAGGAGUACACAGUGUAGUGAGGAGGCCCUGAUUGUUACAUUUUGAAUGAAAUAUUGGCAAAACACAUGCAUACGGCAUUGUUUUUCUCUA
Messenger RNA from Mangifera indica (mango), 1487 nucleotides. RefSeq names its product 50S ribosomal protein L1, chloroplastic-like. Gene Ontology annotation, cellular component: large ribosomal subunit. Gene Ontology annotation, molecular function: RNA binding; structural constituent of ribosome. The record is from RefSeq and is a predicted model, not a curated record. Gene Ontology annotation, biological process: translation. NCBI's taxonomy places the organism in Eukaryota, Viridiplantae, Streptophyta, Magnoliopsida, Sapindales, Anacardiaceae. The transcript is spliced from 7 exons. Bases 144 to 1304 code for a protein of 386 amino acids.